This is a messenger RNA of Salvia miltiorrhiza (redroot sage), 2478 nucleotides long. Its product is annotated as dolichyl-diphosphooligosaccharide--protein glycosyltransferase subunit STT3A-like. The record is from RefSeq and is a predicted model, not a curated record. Gene Ontology annotation, molecular function: oligosaccharyl transferase activity. Gene Ontology annotation, cellular component: membrane. Bases 145 to 2175 code for a protein of 676 amino acids. NCBI's taxonomy places the organism in Eukaryota, Viridiplantae, Streptophyta, Magnoliopsida, Lamiales, Lamiaceae. The transcript has a single exon.
AUAGUUAUCAAACUUCUUUCUUCUCUCUUGAUUUCUGGAGUUUGAGCUUGCUCGAAAAGCUUCGCCAUUGAUACGGAUCGUAUCAAUUGGUGCUUUCAUUGAGAGAAUUUCUCUUUGAAUAUCAAAAAAAAAAAAAAAAAAAAAAUGUCAAAAUCGGAAAUUCUUGCCGCCAUUGAUGAGCUUCACACCUCCAUCUCCAGCUUGCAACCUUCCAUUUACGCCAAUUUGCAAGUCACAAACCCAUUCCCUCUAUCCCCAACUACUGCUCCAGAUCUCAGCCUGUUUCCACUCUCUUCCCCACCACCCCUUAUUUCCCCAAUCCUACAUACAACUAACUCCAUCUCACUUCUUCCCAUUCGCCGUCUAAGCCGAUCUGAAAUCGAAGCUAAAAAUGACCUCGGGUUGUGUUACAAUUGUGACCAAACCUGGUCCGAUACCCAUCGAUGCCGCAGCAAAUUCUUGAUUAUGUUCGGCACUGACGACGAGGAUGACUCCGGCGAUCCUAAAUCUCCAGAUUUCAUGGCUGGAGUUGAAGCUACGGUGGAGAAUUUCUCAAGUCCUUCACCAUUCCCAACCACUCACAGCCCCUCUCCGAUUUUCUCGCCGUCGGCACCCUCCGCCACCACCGUUACUCCAACGGAUCGGCCCUUUACUGAUGUUCCGACCCAUCUGCCACCCAAAGCUAUUCCACUUCACUCUGUUCUACAUCCGCCCACUCUGCCACCUCCCGCAAGGAUGGAUCUCAGCUAUUCACCCUGUAUCACCCCUCCUCUUGUUUUUACAGAACUCAAAUCACCAUCACCGCUACCACUGAUAGUUCCCCAAUCGUUGUUGCCGCUGCUGCCAAUACCAACACCAGCGUCAAUACAACCUCCACCAGCCGAGCCGCCUCCGGGCUCCCCGCCUUCACCUGCAAUACCACAACCACCACCAAUAACUCCUCCGGUGAUAAAGUAUGAGAGUGUAAUUCAUGAAUUCGAUCCUUAUUUCAAUUACAGAGUGACACAGUUUCUUACAAAAAGUGGAGUAUAUGACUUCUGGAAUUGGUUUGACGACCGAACAUGGUAUCCUCUUGGGCGUGUGAUUGGGGGAACUGUCUACCCCGGGCUUACACUAACUGCAGCUUUUGCUUCAUGGGCCACAUACCUUCUGACAAAGGAAAUUAAAGGCCCCGGUGCUGGCUUGACUGCUGCAGCUCCUCUGGCCAUGGUGCCAUCAUAUAUAUCUCGAUCUGUGGCUGGCAGCUAUGACAAUGAAGCAGUAGCAAUAUUUGCUUUGAUCUUCACUUUCUAUCUCUAUAUAAAGACGUUGAACACAGGAUCCCUUUUUUAUGCUACUCUAAAUGCAAUUGCAUACUUUUACAUGGUUUGCUCUUGGGGAGGGUACAUCUUUAUUAUAAAUCUCAUCCCAAUGCAUGUGCUGCUAUGCAUUGUAACUGGUCGCUAUUCUCCACGCCUCUACAUUGCUUAUGCUCCCCUUGUUGUCUUGGGAACAUUGCUAGCAGCUUUGGUGCCUGUUGUUGGUUUUAAUGCUGUCAUGACAUCUGAGCAUUUUGCAUCAUUCUUGGUCUUCAUCAUAAUACAUGUCGUGGCACUUGUCUAUUAUAUCAAAGGACUUCUGACUCCACAAAUGUUCAAAGUAGCAGUAACUCUUGUUGUAUCAGUUGGGAUGAUUUUUUGCUUUGCUGUAUUGGCUGUAUUAAUAGCAUUGGUAGCAUCCAGCCCAACCAAAGGAUGGAGUGGGCGAAGUCUGAGUCUUCUUGAUCCUACCUAUGCAAUUCUCUACAUUGUUACAUCAGUAUAUUUUUCGGGGGUCAUGGUGCGCCUAAUGCUUGUACUAGCUCCAGCAGCUUGUAUAAUGUCUGGGGAUACCACUAAUGUUACUCAAAAUGAUGUGAAGUCUGAGAAAAGUGAGGACACAAUAAAGGAGCGACCUUCAAGGAAAAGUAAAAAGAAGGAAAAGGAAAACACUGAGAAACCGUCUCUUGUAUCCCGAGUUGAAAAGAAGCUUCUGGUCUUGCCCUUGGAGACUUCUGUGAUCGCCGUCUUCUUGCUUGUCUUGCUUGGAGCAUUUUAUGUGGUUCAUUGUGUCUGGGCUGCAGCAGAGGCUUAUUCUGCUCCAUCAAUUGUUUUAACCUCUCGUUCUCAUGAAAGCUUUUAUCAAGCUUUCAGCUAGAUUCCAGCCGAAGCUUCUUACCAAGCAUGUGACGGGCAAUCUUUAUGUCGGCACUAUUUUGUUUCAUUUUUGUAAUUAGCAGGCUGAAUCAUCUGCUGUCUUCCUACCACCAUUUUUUUCAUAGCUUCACCUUGAGGACAAGGUGAUUGUGAAGGGGUGGGGAAUGAUACACCCAGCCCAUCCCCUAGCUUGGCCCUAUUAUGCUCUAGCCCAUUAGCCCAUUAGGUUUUUAUUAUUAGGUAUAAAUGAUGUAAUCUCCAAGUUUAUUGAGUAGAAAUGAAUAUUUGGUUGAUAGUUAUCAAA